AUGAGAAUCUGUUAUAGUGUUCGAUCAUUUACUGUGAUUCUUCACCACUACUAAUUAGCAGUAAGUCACAAGCGUGACGGGUUACCGGGUAAUUUAAGUAUGUCGUGUAAACGUGACGACCUUGUUCGAAAGUAUUUCAAAUAUUUUGAGUUGGGCUCGGAACUCUUUUACAACACGGGCUCGAGCUUCACCUCAAUGAUAACAGCGUAAAAAAAGGUGAAAGCGCGUUGGGAGUUUUACGGAGGGCAAUGUACAAGACAAUAAGCUUUUUCAAUAGAGGAUUGUCAUGGAAGGAACUUGGUAAAAAUGUUGGCAGACUGCACGCUCGAUCUCGAAUUCAAGGACAGACAAAAGCAUGGAUCCGUCCGUUGUCCAUGACGUCCAUAAACCAAGCACAUGCGAACACCUCUCACAACAUUAACGAACGCAAUACUUCAGAUGAUAAUGACAGCGAUCAGCUUCAUGCCAAAUGGAAAGUUUUUGUAGCAUUGAGUGUCGCAGGGGGUUUGCUAUGGCAGAUGCGGAAGAAGAUGCUCACAGUAGAGGCUGCACAAAUAGAGACAGCAGGUGCUCUAAAGAAAGGAUUGCCUAUUUACACACUGGCUGAAGUCGCUAAACACGAUAACAAAGAAAAACGGAUUUGGGUUACAUACAAAAAUGGUGUCUAUGACAUCACAGAUUAUGUGUCAAACCAUCCUGGAGGAUCUAGGAUUCUACUGGCUGCUGGUUCCUCUCUGGAGCCCUACUGGAAUAUGUAUGCAGCCCACAAGAAAGACGAGAUCUAUGAGAUGCUGGAGGAAUUGAGAAUUGGCAACAUAACAGAAAAACCAAAGGAGGAAAAAAUGGACAGCAAGGAUCCAUAUGCUAAUGAGCCAAAACGACACUUGGCUUUAAAGCCAAGUUCUAAGAAGCCAUUCAAUGCUGAGCCUCCCCUUUCACUCCUGAGGUACAGUUUUAUCACACCAAAUGAUUUAUUCUUUGUUAGGAACCAUCUCCCUGUACCAGAUAUUGAUCCACAGAAGUACCAGCUGACAAUAUCUAAUGUUGGAUCAAAGAAGUCUGUUAAUCUUAGUCUGAAUCAAUUGAAAAGAAACUUCAAGAAAACACCUGUAGCCUCUAUUGUUCAAUGUGCAGGGAAUCGCAGAAGUGAAAUGGUGAACAUUAAGCCUGUCAAAGGUCUUAACUGGGGAGCUGCUGCUAUUAGCAAUGCCAAUUGGGCAGGUGCUUGUCUUGAUGAUGUCUUGAAAAAAGCUGGUAUAGACAUUGAGACAGUGAAUGCUAAGCAUAUAAUAUUUGACGGGGCUGAUGCUGACCCCACAGGGGCAAAUUAUGGGGCAUCUAUUCCUAUUGAUAUGGCCAGAAGACUGAAGAAAGAUAUCAUCAUUGCUUAUGAGAUGAAUGGUGAGGACAUUCCACGAGAUCAUGGAUUUCCGGUCCGUGUUAUUAUUCCAGGGGUGGUGGGAGCCAGGCAGGUGAAGUGGUUGUGCAAAAUUACAUUAAGUGAAGAGGAAAGCACCUGUCACUGGCAGCAGAGAGAUUACAAAGGGUUCCAUUCUUCCAUUGACUGGCAUAAUGUAGAUUUCAGCACUGUCCCUGCAAUCCAAGAAUUGCCUGUUCAGUCUGUCAUCUGUGAACCUGAUGCGGGCUCCGUCCUGGAGGACAAUGAAGAGGUCACUGUCAAAGGUUAUGCAUGGAGUGGUGGUGGGCGUGGUAUCGUGAGGGUGGACUUGUCAACUGACGGAGGGAAGACUUGGCACUCUGCAGAGUUAUCUCCUCCUGAGCAACCUCUGUACAAGACGUACGCGUGGACCUUCUGGGAGGGGACGAUUCCUCUACCCAAAAACCACAAGGGGGAGGUGGAGAUCAUUUGUAAGGCAGUGGAUUCCUCUUACAAUGUCCAGCCAGACAAUGUAGAGGGGAUCUGGAAUUUGAGGGGGGUGUUGAGUAAUGCCUGGCAUAGGGUUAAUGUUAAAGUACCAAAGUCCUAAAACAAUCCUGUAAUGUUUGUUAAUGAGGUCUGUUAAUUUGUUGAUGAGUCGUAAAAUGAUUAGUAAAAUACAUUGUUGAAGAAACUGAUUGUGGAAAGGUUUGAUUCAUUAAGUUCAUUGUUAAAAACAAAUGUUCAGUGACAGAGAAGAGCAAGAGGAUGUGAGAGUUGUGAAAAUAUUUUCUGUAGCAUAAUAUAUUACAGUAUAAUGAGUUGUAACAUAGUCAGAUAAUGUAAAACAGAAGUAAUGAUAUACUUUGGAAUGUAGGGUUAUGCUAGUAUGAUCGUCAGUGUCUUGUGUAUUGUGAAGCUUUCUCCGUUACCUGUUGUGUGUGAAAGCUGUAAAUCAGACGAAGAUAAGACAGGUGCUCAUUAAUUUGCAGGUAAGAAAUUUCACUACAUGACAGUGUGCCUAUUAAUCAUGCAUGUUUAUUAUUUUUUCCCUUUUUUUGUGAUGAAUGUAAUUUUUGAAAAGUGGUUUAUAGGGUUUAAUUAUUCAUUGUUGUGGAAAUAAUAUCAAGCUUGAGAUAUGUGUCCAAAAUGUUUCAGUGAGUUUAAGACUUAUAUCAACAAAGAGUAUAGAUAAAUAUGUACACACUGAUGUUUGUUUUAAAUGAUUUUUUUGCCGAGGUAUUUUAAAAAUGUUUAUUAGUUUACUAUGUAAAUGUUUAUUAAUAUAUCUUAAUGUUUAUUAGCAUAUAUAUAUACGUGAAUGAUUAUUUUCCUUUUACUGCCAUAUUUAACAUGUGGACGGUGUAUAUUUUUGAAUGCCAUUUGUGACUUUUGACUGCUUCAAUAAAUUAUAUACACAUUCUC
This is a messenger RNA of Ostrea edulis (European flat oyster), 2803 nucleotides long. RefSeq names its product sulfite oxidase-like. The coding region runs from base 249 to 1988 and encodes 579 amino acids. Gene Ontology annotation, cellular component: mitochondrion. NCBI's taxonomy places the organism in Eukaryota, Metazoa, Mollusca, Bivalvia, Ostreida, Ostreidae. Gene Ontology annotation, molecular function: oxidoreductase activity; molybdenum ion binding; heme binding. The record is from RefSeq and is a predicted model, not a curated record. The transcript has 5 exons.